CGAGCCUGUACUGGGCGUUUAGUUUCAGUCGUGAGGUGAAUCUUACUGGGCGCGUGGUCCUAGUUACGUCAGUUAACAUCAUGGAAUCCGUUCGAUCAUCUUUUAGUUUCAAUUGGCUGUCAGUCAAGUUCUUCACGACAGGAUGGGAUUUCUUUUUGAAGCAAGAAGCAUCAGUUUUAGCCAUCCUUUGUGGUCUGAUGGCUGUCGUAGACUACAUCCGAGGGAAUGGUGUUGCAUGCAUGGCAACCCAUGCCAGCAUAAUUAUCCUUGUUCGGCGGUUUCUUGCGGGUGGGAUUUGCACCUCCACCAGACGCCUAGACGGCAAGACAGUCGUUAUCACUGGUUGCAACGUGGGCAUUGGGAGGGAAACUGCUCGAGACCUUAGUGGUAGAGGUGCCAAGAUCAUUAUGGCUUGCCGCGACACCAAAACAGCAGAGAAAGUGGCCAAGGAAAUUAGCCGUCAGACUGGUGGGGAAUUAGUUGUGAUGAAGCUGGACCUUGCCUCCCUGACCUCCGUGCGGGCCUUUGCUGAGGAACUCAAGUCUAGAGAAAGUCGCAUUCACAUCCUUAUCAAUAAUGCAGGUGUGAUGCUCUGCCCCUACAGCAAGACAGAGGACGGCUUCGAGAUGCAGCUGGGCACAAACCACUUUGGGCAUUUCCUCUUGACGAACCUCCUGCUCCCUCUCCUCACCCACUCCGAGGAAGCACGGGUGAUCAAUCUCAGCUCUCUAGCCCAUGCAAGAGGCGUUAUUCCUUUCGAUGACAUGUUGUAUGAGAAAGGGUAUGAUCGUUUCAAGGCAUAUGGAAAUAGCAAAGUGGCCAAUAUUCUGUUUACACGCCAUCUUGCAAAGAAGGUGAAAGGUACAAACAUCCAGGUAUUCUCAGUGCACCCAGGAGCUGUCCAGUCCAACUUGGGGCGACACAUUGUUGGUUCGUUCACAGCCUCUUGGUAUGCUGCACUGAUCAUGAAGAAUAGCAUGGAAGGGGCUCAGACCACUCUGCAUUGUGCUCUUGAGGCAGAACAGGAUGACCAUAGUUAUUAUUUCAGUGACUGUGCUGUGGGUUAUGCUUCGGCAUAUGCAAGGAAAGACGAUGUAGCUGAACGACUGUGGCAGGUGUCAGAGAAGAUGGUUCAGCUUUAAUAAGAAACUGGAGAAAUGAAAAAGAAUUGUUAAUUCUCUAGAUUAUGGUGCCUUAACCUAAUGUUAUUUCCUUGUUGCUAUGAAUACUAAAACUUAGUAACAUAAGAGACAUACCUCCACCUAAGAUUUUUGAAUAGUUAAUUGAUGUUGAACAUUUCACGAGUGACAUAUAUGCAAGUCAUUUGGAAGGCACAAAGAUGAAUACUUCAGCAGGUGAGGCAGGCAUAAGAAAAAUGAUCCAGCCUAUUUUCUAUCCCAGUGUACCUCUCCCUUCCUAAAAUCCAGGUAAUGUUCUUACUUUAUGAGCUGUUAUGUAAGGUGAAAGGGAGAAAAUUAUAUUUGUCAGUAUAUAUUGCUUGUAUUGAUGUUUUUUAGUGGAAAUCUACAUUUUUGUUUAAAAGAAAAUAGUAAAAGAAAUAUAUAUAUA
Molecule: messenger RNA, 1569 nt
Organism: Penaeus vannamei (Pacific white shrimp)
Lineage: Eukaryota; Metazoa; Arthropoda; Malacostraca; Decapoda; Penaeidae
Product: retinol dehydrogenase 11
Source: RefSeq, a predicted model, not a curated record